This is a messenger RNA of Formica exsecta, 2542 nucleotides long. It is a transcript of the gene eIF3b, whose product is annotated as eukaryotic translation initiation factor 3 subunit B. The coding region runs from base 35 to 2146 and encodes 703 amino acids. Gene Ontology annotation, molecular function: translation initiation factor binding; translation initiation factor activity; RNA binding. Gene Ontology annotation, biological process: translational initiation. Lineage: Eukaryota; Metazoa; Arthropoda; Insecta; Hymenoptera; Formicidae. The transcript has 11 exons. The record is from RefSeq and is a predicted model, not a curated record. Gene Ontology annotation, cellular component: eukaryotic translation initiation factor 3 complex.
AACAACGGUAUGCUAUUGCUCAGAGGUUUCCAAGAUGGCGAAGAAAACUCAGGCAGAGAAAGCGGCACAAAACGAGGAGACCGCUAAAAGCAACGACGAUCCGAUGAACGACGAUGAGGAGCCCAAUUUCAGCGAUCCCGAAGGCUUCGUAGAUGAUAUUACCGAUGAAGAGUUGCUUGGUGAUAUCUUGAAGCAGAAACCAUCGGAAACAGAUGGGGUAGAAUCCGUGAUUGUCGUGGAUAAUGUACCUCGAGUGGAACCUGAUAAAUUGGAGAAACUUCAAUCUGUUAUCAACAAGGUGCUAGGAAAAUUUGGUACAAUUGUCAACCAGCACUAUCCGAUGAAUGAAAACGACGGCAAGACUAAAGGAUACAUUUUUCUGGAAUACAACAAUCAUUUGAAUGCCCUAUCGGCGGUCAAAUCCACCAAUAAUUACAAAAUCGACAAAUCGCAUACAUUUAAGGUUAAUCUUUUCACGGACUUCAAAAAAUAUGAGGAUAUCCCCGAAAACUGGGAACCGCCGUUAGCUCAGCCGUUCAAGUCUGCCAGUGACUUGCACUACCAUCUGCUGGAACCGGAUGCUUAUGAUCAGUUUUGUGUUCUUUGUGGCAAUGGAGCGGGUGUGUCAGUGCAAAUUUGGCAAAACUCUGCACCAGAGCCUACUUUACUUGAAGAACGUAAUCGCUGGACAGAGACAUAUGUAAAAUGGUCGCAGCUGGGCACGUAUCUAGCAACGUUCCACAAGCUGGGAGUCGCACUAUGGGGUGGGCCGCAAUUCACCCAACAGGCCAGAUUCAGCCAGCGAGGCGUCGAGUGCAUUGAUUUUUCGCCCUGCGAGCGUUAUCUGGUCACCUACACCCCGCGUACCGAUCUCGGACAAGAUCAAAAGCGUCUGGUGAUCUGGGAUAUUCUGUCGGGCCAAGAGAAACGAUCCUUUUUUCCCGAUGGAUCUUCUGUCUGGCCAAUCUUCCGCUGGUCGCAUGACGAUAAAUAUCUAGCGCGCAUGGGAGAAGAUGUUCUUAGCGUUUACGAGACUCCAUCAUUUGGUCUACUGGAUAAGAAGAGCAUUAAGAUACCAGGAAUCAGAGAUUUUAGUUGGUCCCCAACGGACAACAUUCUCGCUUACUGGGUGCCAGAGGACAAGGACGUCCCGGCUAGGGUAACUCUGCUCGAAAUCCCCAACCGUAAUGAAAUAAGAAAUAAGAACCUGUUCAAUGUAGCCGACUGCAAGAUCUUUUGGCAAAAAUCUGGCGAUUAUCUGUGCGUAAAAGUCGAUCGCUUUGCCAAGCGCAAAGAAAAAACGGAACAAAAGUACACGGGUAUGUCGUACAACUUUGAAAUCUUCCACAUGAGAGAGAAACAGAUUCCCGUAGACAGCGUGGAAAUAAAGGAGCCGAUUCAUGCUUUUGCGUGGGAGCCGGUCGGGAGCAAAUUUGCCAUCAUCCAUGGGGAAAUACCAAGCGUGAAUGUCAGUUUUUACGAAGUACGAUACGGUCACCAGCCCGCCCUUCUCAAGAGAUUAGAGAAGAAAGCUUGUAAUCACUUAUUUUGGUCGCCAUCGGGUCAGUUUAUCGUCCUAGCUGGCCUCACAACGAUGGCUGGCGCUCUGGAAUUUAUUGACACCAACGAUUUUACCAUCAUGAACUCCACUGAUCAUUAUCAAACUUCAGACGUGGAAUGGGAUCCUACCGGCAGAUACGUCGUCACGGCAGUGUCCAGUUGGAAGACCAGCGUUGACAAUGGUUACUGGAUAUGGACGUUCCAGGGCCGUAUUUUAAAGAGAGUCAACCUGACCGCGUUUAACCAACUGCUAUGGCGACCGCGGCCACCGACCCUGCUCACCGCAGAGCAGAUAAAGGAGAUAAAAAAAAACCUGAAGAAGUAUUCGGCGCAAUUCGAGAGCAAAGAUCGCAUGCGAUUGACACGCGCUUCAAAGGAGUUAAUUGAGAAGCGUUGCUUGUUGAUGAAGGCGUUUGAAGAGUAUCGUACAAAACGUAUUGAAGAGUGGAAUAAUCAGAAGAAACGUCGUCUUGAAUUACGUUGCAAUAUCGACACCGACGAGUUAGAUUCUGAUUCGAAAAAUGUAGAAGAGGAGGUCGUGGAAUUUUUCGUGAAAGAAGAAACAUUUGUGAUCGACGAUAAAUAAAAUUUCACCGGAUAACUGUUAAUUACCGCGCGCUGAUUGCUGGUCUUGGAAAUCUCUACAAAACAGCGGUCGAUUUCCAUCUACAAAGUGUCGCAAUAUUAAUCGUCGUCGUUGUCACCAUCAUCAUCGAUAAUUACAAUUGAAUUAUUGCAAUUAUCUUGAUCUGUGAAUCAUGAGUGGAUUCAACAGACAAUCAUUCUUGUACUAUUACUACUGUAUCUGGAUUAAAGUCACUUUCGCGUGUUCGACGUUGCGCAAAAAGCGACGGCACCGUAAUAAUAUUAAAUUCUAUCAUAUCCCUUACAGGAUAGCCCGCGAGAAAAUAAUUGCGCCACCGAAUUUACAGUUUGCUCUGUCUGUUAUUAACUUACAAAAUAAAAUGCUAAUUUAUCCUUU